CCUCAAUACAGUGUAGGCACUGACUAGGGCGAAAUUCCUCGUAGCGGAUUGGAGAACAUGUCCGAGAUCCAAUGGUCGUGCUGAAGGUAUAAGAGUAAGCGAAUGCCCUUGGCCUCACAUGUAGCAGUAACUUCCUCGAGGUGUCAACACCCACACCAAACGCAGACAUGGUCGUCAUUAAAUCUCUAGCAGCUAUCGCAUCUUUUGGGUUAACCAUUGCAGCACCGCAGGCUCCAGUAUCAUCAUCGGCUGUGAGCUCUCCUAGCCCAUCGGCGUCAAGCUCAGCGACCCUUACCACUGAGGAGACAGAUAAUCUGUUUAGUCUUCAUGAAGAGCUAGUCAAUAUCCCGUCUAUCUCUGGGGAUGAGGUUGAGUGCGCAGAGUUCAUAUCAAAAUAUCUAUCGGACUUGGGGUACUACGUCAAAGAGAUCCCUGCUGGAGACACCGGAACUUUCAACGUCUUCGCUUAUCCUCAAGAGCUCAAAGAUGAGGGGGUUUGGCCGGAAGUUCUGAUCACUAGUCAUAUCGACACUGUGCCACCAUUCUACCCAUUCGAGCGCAAGGAAGAGAACGGUACAGUCUAUCACUUUGGUCGUGGCUCAGUCGACGCCAAGGGCCCCGUAGCAACGAUGAUCAUCGCAUCCCAUAAGCUCUUUCAAUCCAGAACUGACACGCCCAGUCUGGGAAUGCUAUUCGUUGUCGCUGAGGAGACUGGCGGCGCCGGAAUGAGAGCCUUCGCUGAGUACGCUUCCAACACUACUUUCCGAGCAGGUAUCUUCGGCGAACCAACGGAAGGCAAGCUAGCUAGUGGACACAAAGGAUACCUAGGCGUGAGCUUGGACAUUACAGGCCGAUCUUCUCACUCCGCGUACCCCUGGCUCGGCGUGAGCGCCGUCAACUAUCUUGCCGAAGCCAUUGUCGGACUGAACAUGCUCGAACCGGCUCUACCAAGGAGUGAGCUGUUGGGAGCAACGACGCUCAAUGCUGGACUUGUUGCGGGUGGCGUCGCCAGCAAUGUCGUUCCUGACAAGGCUAAUGCAAGUAUCGCCGUCCGCAUAGCUCGUAGCGAAGACGAUGCUGUCGACGUUGUGCAAGACAUGAUUGCUGGGAUGCUCUCGCCUUUCGAAACCCGCGCAAAGGAAGAGAAUGCUACUUUCGAAGUCAUCUUUUCGAAUGCUAGGUACCCCGCGGUCAUUCUCGACACUGACGUUGAAGGCUUGGAGGUUGCGCCUGUGUUCUUCGGAACGGAUAUUCCCAGCUUGCCGCAAGUGGAGAAGAAGUAUUUAUUUGGCACUGGUACUAUUGAGGUCGCGCAUACGCCUGAUGAGAUGUUGAGUCAGGAGGAACUUGUGCAGGCAGCGGAGGCAUAUGGCAUGAUUCUUGAGAGUCUAUUUUCUGAGUAGGAAGAUUCGAUCAGAUUGAUCCGGUGUAGGAAGUGGAUAUCACUGUUGAAGUACUAUACAUGUGC
Alternaria rosae is the source of this 1468-nucleotide messenger RNA. RefSeq names its product acetyl-lysine deacetylase. Bases 168 to 1403 code for a protein of 411 amino acids. Gene Ontology annotation, molecular function: hydrolase activity. The record is from RefSeq and is a predicted model, not a curated record. The transcript has 2 exons. NCBI's taxonomy places the organism in Eukaryota, Fungi, Ascomycota, Dothideomycetes, Pleosporales, Pleosporaceae.